CCAACAGAGUAUAAAAAAGUUUAAUUCUAGAUCCACUUCAUUAAAAUCAUUCAAAGUUUUACAUAUUUAGCAAAUUUUAGUUUUAUAUCAAGUAGUAUGAAUUUAAUAAUAAUUUUCUCAAUAUUUAUGACAUUAUACUCUAGUUCUGAUUCAAGCUGUUCCAAUGUGCCAACUGAAAAUUUAGUACCAACUGAAGAAGUCUUAGAUUCUGUUAUACGUCGUUCUGUAUGGAGUUCAUUCACUAGAACUUCAUUUUAUAUGGAUUAUAAUGGAGAAAAAUAUAAUUUUUCUAUGUAUUAUGUAGAACAAUUAAGAUUUGAUUUGAAAUACGAACAAGGUGGUAUUAUCUUAAAUUCAAUUUAUGUGUGUCUUAUUGAACAACUCUAUAAAAAGUGUUUAAAUGCAGCAAAUCAUUAUAAAAAUAAUUUAAUUAACCAUGAGGACAAAUUAAAGGGAUUACAUGAAGUAUGGAGUAGUAUAACCAUGUUGGAACCUUUGUUAGACCAUAUGAUUAACGCUCUUAAGUUUUUUAAUUAUAAAGAAAAGGCUGUACUAAAUAAUCUUGGGAAAUUGAAAAAUUCAAUUAAUGAAAUCACCGUAAAAAAUGAACUUAGUGAAGAUGAAAUUAAUGAAAAAUUUGAAAAAAUAUUAGAGGUAGUAACAUUUGAAAAUAGUCUUAAAGAAUUUAAAAAUAAUCACAUUAUUGUGUACGAAAAUGCAACAGAAUUAAUUAUUACUAAUUUUAUUAAUUCCUUAUGUGGUGUUAGGAGUUAUAUAAUUUUAGAUGAGCAAUUUAUUAACCCUAAACAAGCAAAUAUUCAAGAAAUAAUUGAAAAUGGUAUCAAGGCUUUUUAUUUCGAUUUUGGAUUUAGAUAUGAAAUGUUGCAUCAGACAAAUCAUAGAAAUCUCGAGUCUAAAUAGUAUAAAGUGACAUAUCUCUAUGACUAAAAAAUAUUUGUGUUCUUUUUUUCGAGAAUGAAAAAUUAUUUGUUAAUUUAAAAUCUCAAUUUAUUUUUCUUUAAAUAAACCUUUUGUUUAA
Messenger RNA from Daktulosphaira vitifoliae (grape phylloxera), 1039 nucleotides. RefSeq lists its product as uncharacterized. The coding region runs from base 97 to 921 and encodes 274 amino acids. The transcript is spliced from 2 exons. Lineage: Eukaryota; Metazoa; Arthropoda; Insecta; Hemiptera; Phylloxeridae. The record is from RefSeq and is a predicted model, not a curated record.